This is a messenger RNA of Lottia gigantea (owl limpet), 633 nucleotides long. RefSeq lists its product as hypothetical. The coding region runs from base 1 to 633 and encodes 210 amino acids. The transcript has a single exon. The record is from RefSeq and is a predicted model, not a curated record. NCBI's taxonomy places the organism in Eukaryota, Metazoa, Mollusca, Gastropoda, Lottiidae.
AUGGCCACUACACCAAUACCACAAGCUUUAGCCAUGAGAAAAAGGAGAGCAAGAUUAAAAGAAGAUGCAGAAGUGUAUGAAGACUAUAGAUCAAAAGAAAGAAAAAGAUUACAGAAUUUAAGAAAGAAUUUAUCCCCUGAACAAAUCGCUAAAAAUAGAGAAGCAUCAAGACUAAGAAUGGCGAAGAUGAGACAGAUAAGAAAACAAAAUUGUAAGGAAAACGAAAUCAAUAAUACAAACUUAGUUCGAAAAACUAGAUUAAGUACUGAUCAGCAGCAGAAACAGAGAGAAUCAUGGAAACUGAAGAAAAGAGAGCAAAGGUUGAAUAUGUCAUCCCAAAAGAAAAGGAGAAUAAGGGAAAAGGAUGCUAAGGAAAAGAAGAGUAAAACAGCCUUGUUGCAGGAGAAGAAUUCAACAGAAGAUUACGGUAGUUCUAAUGAUAACUUAGCAUUUCCUUCAGAUGCAGCAAAACGACAAGCUUUAUGCCGUGUUAAAUCCAGCUUCCCAAAAAAAUCUGCUGUAAAAUAUGCUGUUGUAGUGGCAAAUCUGAUAAAAACGGCUAGUCCCAAAAAAGUUGCAGCUUUGAAGGAACAUGGUGUUGAAGUCAAACAACAGGAUCAAGAUAUGUGUUAG